This is a messenger RNA of Phalaenopsis equestris, 1048 nucleotides long. RefSeq names its product chlorophyll a-b binding protein 8, chloroplastic. The record is from RefSeq and is a predicted model, not a curated record. The transcript is spliced from 3 exons. NCBI's taxonomy places the organism in Eukaryota, Viridiplantae, Streptophyta, Magnoliopsida, Asparagales, Orchidaceae. Gene Ontology annotation, cellular component: plastoglobule; chloroplast thylakoid membrane. Gene Ontology annotation, biological process: response to light stimulus; photosynthesis, light harvesting in photosystem I. The coding region runs from base 109 to 939 and encodes 276 amino acids.
AUCUCGCAGCCCUCCAUACUCCACACGCUCGUUUCAGGCUUCAUUUCAAAAGGAAACCAGAACUCAAUUUUGUUUCUUCAAAUCCAAUAAGGAAGAGAAAACUAUACAAUGACUUCUGCUCAAGCUCUGCUCUCGUCAAUGGAGGCCGGAAGGCAGCUCCUUGGUGGCAGGAUACUGCAGUCUUCUUCUUCCUCUAAAAACAUUGGUUCUCAGAGAAGGCCCUCUUUUGUAGUCAGAGCUUCUUCUUCUCCUCCUGCUCGGCAAGGAGCAGACCGGCAGCUAUGGUUUGCUUCCAAACAAUCUCUCUCCUACUUGGAUGGAAGCCUUCCCGGCGACUAUGGGUUCGACCCAUUGGGCCUUUCAGAUCCAGAGGGUACUGGUGGGUUCAUCGAGCCCAAAUGGCUGGCUUAUGGUGAGGUCAUCAACGGUCGCUACGCCAUGCUCGGUGCUGUUGGGGCCAUCGCCCCAGAGAUCCUCGGCAAACUGGGCCUCAUCCCGCCUGAGACGGCCCUUCCCUGGUUCAAAACCGGCGUCAUUCCUCCUGCGGGCACGUACGACUAUUGGGCCGACCCAUACACGCUAUUCGUGUUUGAGAUGGCUCUAAUGGGCUUUGCCGAACACCGUCGGUUUCAGGACUGGGCCAACCCGGGCUCCAUGGGGAAGCAGUACUUCCUUGGGCUGGAAAAGUUCUUGGGCGGAUCGGGCGAUCCGGCCUACCCAGGCGGCCCACUUUUCAACCCGCUGGGAUUUGGGAAGGAUGAGAAGUCUUUCAAAGAGUUGAAGCUGAAGGAGGUGAAGAAUGGGAGGCUGGCCAUGCUGGCUAUAUUGGGCUAUUUUAUACAGGGACUGGUGACUGGGGUGGGGCCCUUCCAGAAUCUUCUGGAUCAUUUGGCUGACCCGGUCAACAAUAAUGUGUUGACCAGUCUUAAGUUCCACUAGUGAGAGUGAGAGAGAGGAUCUGCUUUGAUCUGCCUUGGUGUAUUCUUGGGGGUUGAAUGUGUAAUAUCAUGUGUUUAAUGGUGUUUUUGUAUGAUACUUAGUUUUCUGU